Thelazia callipaeda (thelaziosis nematode) is the source of this 1560-nucleotide messenger RNA. Lineage: Eukaryota; Metazoa; Nematoda; Chromadorea; Rhabditida; Thelaziidae. The record is from the annotation of a GenBank genome assembly.
AUGGCAUCAGAAAAGACGCAUACAAAUAUGUCAGAUUCUAUCAUCAAUAAUGAUACAAAUGGUUUUAUCAUGGAAGGUUCAGCAAGGUUGGAUGUGUCUAGUCCUGUCGUGGCAUUCUACAACCCAGCUCAACAGUUUAAUCGUGACUUGACAAUUUUGGUUCUGCAGCAAUUUGUUGAAGAUCGUAAGGAAGAAUUAAAAAAAAAUAAGGUCAGUGAAAAGAAAGCAGAUAAUGAGCCAGAAAUUAAGAAACCUCGAAAAUCUGAAUCUCUAGAUGGUGAAGAAAUACGUAUCUUAGAUGCUCUGUCAGCAAGUGGUCUCAGGGCUAUUCGUUUUGCCCAGGAGGUGCCAAGUAUAGGAAGGAUAAUAGCGAAUGACUUUUCUGAGCAAGCAGUAAAUUUGAUCAAUAAAAAUAUUGAAUUGAACAGAGUGCAGGAUCUUGUAGAAACGAAAUGUAGUGAUGCUGUGGAUGUCAUGAUGUCUUGUCGGUCCUUUGAUAAGCGAUUCCAUGCAAUUGAUAUUGAUCCAUAUGGUUCUGCAUCUGUUUUUCUAGAUUCAGCAGUGCAGGCUGUGGCAGAUAAAGGAAUUUUAAUGGUAACAUGUACGGAUAUGGCUGUGCUAUGUGGUAAUACACCUGAAUCAUGCUAUAACAAAUAUGGAUCUGUUGGCCUGAAACACAAAAGCUGUCAUGAAUUUGCUAUUCGUGUUUUAUUGAAAGCUAUUGAUGCACACGCAAACUGUUAUGGAAGAUAUAUUGAACCGUUACUGUCAGUAAGUGUCGAUUAUUAUUUACGAGUUUUCGUAAAAAUACAUACGAGUGCAGUAAUGGCAAAAGAUAGCAUCACGAAGAUAUCUUAUGUAUUCGCAUGUACCGGCUGUCAUUCAUUACAUUUGCAACCACUUGCAAAAAAAGCAGUCAAUGAAAAAAGUAUUAAAUAUACGCCAGUAACGUUUAAUGUGAGUUUAUUGGGUCAGAAUGGAAAAUGUAUACAUUGCAAGCAUUCAGUACACGUGGCUGGUCCUAUCUACAGUGCACCAAUACAUAAUCACGAUUUCGUUGGCAAGUUAUUAAAAAGAUUAAAAUCUGUUCCGGAAGAAAGACGCUUGAAGACAUAUAUGCGAGUAGUUGGCGUUUUAACUGUGGUUGCUGAGGAAAUACCUGACGUACCACUUUAUUAUGAGCAUGAUCAGCUGAUGCAUGUUGUCAAAUCAUCGGUUCCAAAAGCAGUUGAAUUUCGCUCAGCACUGUUAAAUGCCGGAUAUCGUUGUUCAAUCUCUCAUUGUAAUCCAAAAGCUAUCAAGACUAAUGCUCCAUUGUCAUUUAUAUGGGAUAUUGUGAGAACUGUGGCGAGAAACAACAAGGUGAAAAUUGAUCGUUUCGCCAAAGAAUGUCCGGGUAGCAUCAUUCUAGAACAAGACAUUAAGCAUGAAAUCAGUUUCAAUAUUCAUCCUCAAGCUUUGGGAAGAAGCAAAAUUGAUUCAUUAUUGCGUUUUCAGCAGAGUAAAGGAAAGAAUAUGGGACCAAGAACUAGAAUUAAAAGUUCAAUUGCAUCAGUUUAA